AUGAGAGAGAGGAAGAUCUUCCAUCCUCUGUCUCAGUCCCCAAACACCUACAGCAGCUGGCACAUGGCCCAGUCAAAGCCAGGCGCUCCAUCUGGGUCAUGUAGAUGACAGGAACUCAAGUACUUGGGUCACCUCUGCCGCCUUGCAGCUGCAUUAGCAGGAAGCUGGAUCAGAAGCAAAGGCAGGACUCAAUCCUAGGUUUUCGAGUAUGGGAUGUGGGUGCCCCAAUGCUUACCCCUGCCUGUGCAUCUUAGUAUCUUUAAGAAUGUGCUACUGAAAAAGAUGAUGGUGAUAUCCAGUUGUGAGUUUCACUGGUCAGUAGUGAUAGAUGUUACUGGUUGCCUCGCCCACAACCCAAAACAACUUCUAUGAAAAUGAUUUUAUGAAAGUCCCUCGAGUGAUGCCAACUGGCACUAUUCUGGAGCCUAGGAGCUGGUAUCAGUAAACCUGACUCCCCAACUGGUUUCCAGGAAAAAGUAAGACCUGAAGCUCAGAGGAGACCCCUCCCCCAAGCCUGCUUCUCCUGCCUCUGGUAGCUCCCGGCCUGCACCAAGCAGCCAUCAAGCCUCCAUAUGCUUGUUUGCAUCGGGCCUUUUGAGUUCCCCCGAGUGCAGCAAAGCUGGAAGUGGAUAUAGAGAUACAAGGGGAAUGACAGAGGCUGUGGUACUCACAAUAGAAAGGCAGACAGAGAUAGGGAACCAGAUUAUAGUUUCUGGCACAGGAAAGACAUGCUACUUCGUAUCAUCUAGAAUCAAGCUUCACCCCAGGUAGUCAGAUGAACUGCAGGUUAGGAGCAGCAAGCAGCAAGCUGCACAUGAUAUAGGGAUUGCUAAGCAAGUGGUAGGCCAGCCAGUGACGUGCAAUACAGCCCUGCUGGUGAAACUCUCUGCCCUCCGCAACGCCCCCCUGCCCCAGCACACACUGGUCCCACCCCAUUCCCACCCCCUUCACAUCUGGCCAAGAUUCUCACAGUAUUUCCCAACUUCCUCCUUUGCCUUCCCAUCUUAAACCAGCAGCCAUAGCCCCGCAGGUGACAGCCAGAUCAUGCCACUUCCCUCCUCAGAGCUCUCCACUGACUCCCCACCACCGUGCACAUCAGGUCCGAUGAACGAGAGGCCAGACUUUGCUCCUCUGUGAUCCACUCCACUCUCUGAGCUCUGGUCACCCUGGCCUCUUUGCCUUUUCUCAGGAAUCCCAGAUGCUGUUCUACCUCAGGACCUUUGCACUGGCUGUUCCCUUUGCCUGGAAUGCUUUUUCCUGGGGUGUACAUGGAAAUCUCCUUUCCUUCCUUCAGGUCUUUUCUGAGUUUCCUUAUCUUUGAAGCUUUCCCCAAAGACCCAUGAAUAUCUCAUGUCUACCGACAUCUUCACAUUUCAUCUCUUUGUUGUUUCUUCUCAAAAUUUUCCACUCUCCAACUUGCACAUUUUACUUAUUUAUUGUGUAGAUUGUUACUGCCGCCCCUCAGAUGUGAGCUGCACAUGCAGGGCUUGCACUAAUACGUUGUCUCAUCUGCAGUGCCUGGCAUGUGGUUGACCCUCAAACAUUUGUUGAAUUAUUUGAAUGAAUCAUGUGAGGCCCUAGAACAAAAUAUGGGGAUAUUUUAAAAGAUCAUGAAAAUUGGAAUCAAAUGUUUAUUUUGGUGCAAAAGUUUGAAAUCGAUGCAUAUGAUAUGUCUUCAAAAAGUUUAUAAAAGUUAAUAUUAUAAAAACUAUACAGGUAUUUGAGGUUUGUUUGCUCCCAAAUAAACUUAGUUUGUAAUUCCAUCUUCCCACAAAUUUUCUGAAGCCUCCUUGUACAUGUACAACAAAUAAGAAGAAAAAAGGUCAGAUUUUCUCAUGAUCUGGGGCCCAGGGCAGGCUUCCUCCACCUAACCUUGUUGAUUCAAGUUAGCUAAUAACUAACACACUGCACCAAUCCUUUGCCAGAGCCAUGGUCCUGAACCAAGUGUUGACUUCACUAUGGAUGCUUCUUGCCUCUGAUAGAGACAUCCAAUAAAACCUCUGUAAGUUGAGCAUAUUGUAAACCAAAAAAGCCUUUAGUGUACAUUGUAGGCUGGCAACACAGUACACUUAGGAGUAUCAGUUGUUUAUCUUCGUGACCACACAACUGGGAAGGAACUGCAGUGCCUUGCUGUUGCCCGGCAUCACAGGAGAGUAGGUGCUCACAUCCAUCGCCUGGGGAAAGAUCAACAUUCAAAGUCAGAGUUAGGCUGUUCCUGAAUGCGUAGCACCUUGGCACCAACUGUAAAGCUGAAUAAUAGUAAGUUGCAUGACGGUGAGUCAGAGAUCACAUGUAGACCCUAAGAAGCCCAGCCACAGCUGCCCUGAAAACACCUGGGGAGAGCCCUCACCUGGGACUGGGGCGGGGGCUUGCAAGGGAGUCCAGAGCUUGGCCCCUGGGAACCCAGCAGGAAGAGGCAGAGCUCAUGCCAAAUUCCUCACCUGGGAUGAGCUCCACAGAAUACACACCCCACUCAGAGGAGCACUGCAGGGGAAGGAGCUGUGCCUUAUUGUAGAGGGGGCGCGGGUAUGGUUCUGCCCUCCCUGCCUGAACCCCAGGUCAGGAGCUGUGUUUAACUCCUGGAGAUGGACAAGAGGCUGACAAAGGAUUCUGAAAGACAGAGGAAGGGAAGAGGGAUCAUUACUACAAAACAAGGCAGAAUAAGAAAGGGAACUCUUAGCCCAAAUCUAUGAUAACUUCAGAGAAUAUUUUGAAUUCUUGAAAAAGAAAACAGAGACUACAAAACAGCAGGGGCUUUGUAUGACCUACAUGAAGAAAGCUAUGAAUAUUAAUUUAAAAAAUCAAAACAGGAAUUUAAUAAGCAGAAAAACAGAUUGUGUUUCUGGAUGGAAUAAUUUAAUGUGUAAAACUAUCCCAUAUUCAUUUGUUAUUUAUUCCCACUAAAAAUACUCAUGGGUGUUUUUGUAAAUUUUCUGUUUUUUAUUUUCAUUUGGAAGGCAAAGACACACACACACACACACACAGAUCUCCCACCCACUGGUUCACUCUCCAAAUUUCUACAACAGCCAAGGCUGGGUUGGAUUGAAGCUGGGAGCUGGGAAUUCAGUUGAGGUCUCCAAAUGGGUGGCAGAGACUCCAUCACAUGAACCAUCAUCCCGCAUUUUAGGGUCUGAAUUGGCAGGAAGCUAGAGUCAGGAGCUGGGGGUGUGCAUUUAACUCAGGUACUCUGAUGUGGAACAGAGGAAUCCCAAGUGUCAUCUUAACUAGGCCAAACAUCACCCCUCACCCAACAUUUAUUGACCACCUCCCACAUUGUGUUGGUCUUGUUUUACACAUCUGAUCUUAUUUGAGGGAUUAAGAAUAUUUGUACUGUGGUGACGUCUACUAGCAAGCACUGCUGCAGUUUCCUAUGUGCCAGGAAGCAUCCUAAGUGAGCAGUCCUAGACCUUGUGGGCAUUUGGAAGGGAACCAUUGAAAGAUUCUCUCUCUCUCAAAUAAAUAAAUAAAAACUAAAUUUAAAAACUGUUGGAUACCUCUGGCUGAGCCUGGUAUAAGACUAUAAGCAAACCCCAACUCUCAAAAGAUAACUGGUGACAGAUUUUGAAAAUAAAAGCAGAAAUGUGAUUCAUCAGUCUUUUUCUUCCUUCCUUCCUUCCUCCCUCUCUCCCUCCCCUCCCCUCUCUCCCCCCUCCCCCUCCUUCACUUGGAGCAUGAACAGUACCAGAUGGGACUGUGUCUGUCUGCACACUCACGACAGGCAGUUAAGUGAGAUACUCAAACCAGUGGAAGGCAGCCUCUAGCUGCUGAGGGCGGGGUGAAGCCCAUAUGCUCUUUGUAAUUCUGCCUCAUCCUAUCAGUUAUUGUACAGAGAAAAUGUUUUGAUGGUCUGCCACUGAAAUCUGUUUUUAAUGAAAAUAUCCUGGGAUCAGCUAUUAUUCUUAGAUGACAGCUUUGUUGUAGGGUUAUCCAAGUAUGGAGUUCUGUGAGGAGUGUUUCUAGUCACAGAUGUGCUUCAAAGGGAGCAUGAAGGUUAGGGAAGAAGCACACAGCCACGGGCUAAGCAGCAAUAAAUUGCAGCCUGUGCAGGAUGGAAUUGGUGGGGAGAGGCCUCACUCGUGGCUGUGACACCAGCCCCAGAGAGAGGACUGGCUGGGAGCUGCCCUCCACCCUCAUCUAUGAGAUUUGGCCUCAUUCUGACCUCGUGCUUCUUGACUCUGAGGUUAGUGCUAUGGGGAGGAGGCCACACCCAUAGGUGGUCAUAUAGUUGGUGCUGCCUCAUGGAGUUAGACCUGCCCUUCUUAAGGCCAAACUGACCAUCUUGGAGUCAAUCUUUCUUAAAACCAGGAUGGUUCCCAAGUGGGAAGUUCAGGGAACUUGGAAGCUUCAAAGUUAAGCCAUCUUUGUUUUCCCUCUGUGGAUCAUUGUUCCAUCACGAAGACACCGCAAAACUAGAGACAUACACACAGGGGUUCAAAAUGUUCACAGACAGGUGGAAUUAAAAGAUAAUGGGCAUCUUCCAUGAAGUUUCUGAAGCCCUUUCAUAUAAAUAAAUGAAAAUUUAAAAUACAUGAAUAAAAUAUUUUUCAAAGAAAAGCUCAUUGGCUAUGACACUAAGUCCAUACUCUUCAAGUAAAUCCUGACCUGUUUCUCAGAGACUUUUUAAAUUUAAGGGGGGCAUCUACAAAAGUAGAGGGAGAGGGGCCUUGAAUUUGGAAGGCAUCACAAGUCACUAUUAGCUUGAAAUGAUGCUAUUAAGUACUAUGUCAUGAAGAGAUCUCUUCCCAGGAAAGUGAACUCAAUGAUAAUAACGCCAUUAGGUUAUAUGGUUGCAAAUCUUCUGUCUGCUAAGAUUUAAGUGAAAUCAAGGUGCGAGUAUGCAGGGAAAUAGAUUGAGGCAAAGCCAUUCUGAUCUGGAGUACCACUGAUGGAUUCACAGUCACAAAGCUCAAAGCAGGACUUUCAAUCCAGGUAGCAACUGUUCUUUCCAGCAUCCUGUCUAUGCUGGCUGUCAGCUGAGGAAUUCUUUCUGUGACACAGAUAGAAAGGAGAUCUGAUGAAACCAUUUGCAACUGAUAGAGUUUGUAGUUAAUAGGUAGGGGGUACAGUUGGGUGGGAGGUAAAACUGCUAAUGUUCUAUAGCAUAGCAUAGUAGCUGGUGGCAACAGUUAAUUAAAUAUUUCCAAAUAGCUAGUAGAAAAGAUUUGGGAUGUUCCCAAUACAAAGAGAUGAUAACUGUUAGAGAUGAUGGAAUGCUACUUAUCCUUAUUUGAUCAUUAUAUGUUGUAUUAUGUAUUGAAGUAUCUCACUAGAUCCUAUGAAAUGUACCAUUAGUAUGUGCCAGUUGAAAAUGAAAACACAUAUUUAAAAGAUCUUGGGCUCUCACAACAUGAGUAGUUUUAUUAAAUUAGCAAGUGCAACUUUCUGAUCUCUAAAGAGAAAGUUCUUCAAAAUUUUUUCCAAAGCAUACACGUGGGCUGAGCUUUAUUUGUCCUUCCAAAGGAGGUUAUUGUGGUGGACUUGGAAUUCUUAUUGGAUAGAUAUGCCCUUGCAGAACAUGUAUCUGGUUGGUCCAUCCAUCAGCAAGUACGACUGUUUACCAGGUGGUGAGCACUGGGCUAGGGUUUGCUUGACAGGAAGAAGGGAAUGCUGGAGUUUAUUUGAAAGGCUGGGAAAACAAAUAGAAAUUUUAUGUCAUCUUUAUUUGAAAAGGCAAGAGGAGGGGAGGUGAGGGAAGAAAGAUAAAAUGGUCUUUCUGCUGAUUUACUCCCCAAAUGCUUGCACAGCCAGGGCUGAGCCAGGCCAAAUCCAGCAGCUCCAUAUGGGUCUCUCACAUGGUGGCAGAGAUCCAAGAACUUGAGCCAUCACCUGCUACCUCCCAAGGUUUGCAUUUGCAGGAAGCUGGAUUGGAAGUGGAGAAGCUGGGACUCAGACCAGGCACUCUGUGAGCGGGUGUGGGCAUCCCGAGUGGCAGUCUAAGUGUUCUCUGCAGUCAGGUGACUCCCAUGUGGCAGCAGUGGAGAAGUGCGCUGACCUGGGAAGCUGAAGGCAGGCAGAAGCGGGCAGUAGAAGCACUAACCUGGUUGUUGCGUGAGGACAGGUCGCUUGGUUCCCAUCUGAUUCCUUGCUUUCCUGGACUCCAGACCCUUUUUGUAGGAGAGUGAGAGUUGGUGUCUAGAACUGGAUCCUUUUUAAUUCCCAUUCAUCGUCUCUAUAAAGUUCCCUCAUUCCUUUGCAAGAAUCAAGUUUCACAGUUAGUAAACUAGCAAGAGAGAAACAAAAUAACAGUAAAGUGAAAUACACUAGUAUUUCCAGGGCUAAAAGCCUAGUAAAUAAUGCUAAAUAGAUAACAAGCUUUUUUUUUUUUUCUCUCUUCUACUUUCCUAAUGUCUGUUUAAACCAAUAGUGUUUGAACCAUGAGUUCCUCAGUACUUCAUUGGUCCCUGGUCAUUCACCCAUUCAUCACAUUCUUAGGGGACAUGGUCAACAUGCCCUUGUACCAGGCUCCAUGCUGAGUAUGGAGGAGAACAGUCCCAGCCCCUAGAGAAUCUGAGUCAACUUUGCCAGUUGCACACUGAAAGUUAAUUAUGUAAAUAUCUCACUAGACUUAUUGUCUAAAUGUCAAAAUUACUGCAGGCUACUACAGCUGGGGCAUUUGUCGUGUGCUGCAAGGGGCAGAGGAGGAGGAGAAGGCACUGUGGGAAGCCCAUGUCUGGCAGAGGGGAGGAAGAAGGGAGUGCCUUAGGAGACUGCAAGAUUCCAGAGGUGGCCAGAGCACCACAGGAAUUGAUGCGUGUACACGUGGUGGGUCAUUAUGCUGCUGCACCUGUGUAGUGUGAAGAAUCUGUACCAGAACAGGUUUUUAGGCCUGGCUGCCAUGGCGUCUCCAUCCAGAAACUCCCAGAGCCGACGCCGGUGCAAGGAGCCGCUCCGCUACAGCUACAACCCUGACCAGUUCCAUAACAUGGACAUCAGGGGCGGCCCCCACGAUGGUGUGACCAUCCCCCGUUCCACCAGCGACACUGACCUGGUCACCUCAGACAGUCGCUCCACUCUCAUGGUCAGCAGCUCCUACUACUCCAUAGGACACUCUCAGGAUCUGGUGAUCCACUGGGACAUAAAGGAGGAGGUGGAUGCUGGGGACUGGAUUGGCAUGUACCUCAUCGAUGAGGUCUUGUCUGAAAACUUCCUGGACUAUAAGAACCGUGGAGUCAAUGGUUCUCAUCGGGGCCAGAUCAUCUGGAAGAUUGAUGCCAGCUCUUACUUUGUGGAACCUGAAACUAAGAUCUGCUUCAAAUACUACCAUGGAGUCAGUGGCGCCCUGAGAGCUACCACCCCCAGCGUCACGGUGAAAAACUCAGCAGCUCCAAUUUUUAAGAGCAUUGGCGCUGAUGAGACUGUCCAAGGGCAAGGAAGUAGGAGACUGAUCAGUUUUUCUCUCUCAGAUUUCCAGGCCAUGGGGUUGAAGAAAGGGAUGUUUUUCAACCCAGACCCUUACCUGAAGAUAUCAAUUCAGCCCGGGAAGCAUAGCAUCUUCCCUGCCCUCCCUCACCACGGACAGGAGAGGAGAUCCAAGAUCGUGGGCAAUACCGUGAACCCUGUGUGGCAGGCCGAGCAAUUCAGUUUUGUGUCCUUGCCCACCGAUGUGCUGGAAAUUGAGGUGAAGGACAAGUUUGCCAAGAGCCGCCCCAUCAUCAAGCGUUUCUUGGGAAAGCUGUCAAUGCCGGUUCAGAGACUGCUGGAGAGACACGCCAUAGGGGAUAGGGUGGUCAGCUACACACUUGGCCGCAGGCUUCCAACAGAUCAUGUGAGUGGACAGCUGCAGUUCCGAUUUGAGAUCACUUCCUCCAUCCACCCAGAUGAUGAGGAGAUCUCCAUGAGCACGGAUCCUGAGUCGGCGGGGAAUCAGGACAGCCCCAGGAGCAACCUGGUGGGAGGCAGUCGUGAGGACCCCGCGUGCGAGGCGCCAGAGCCCGGGGACAGCUCCAAGCCAGAGCUGCCCAGUGAGGGGGGCGCGGUCGGGGAUGGUUCCGGGAGCCAGAGCCUGGAGCUGGCCGGGCCGGCUGAGGCAGCGGCAGGCACCGCCGAGGCUGGAGAGGGCGGCGCGGUGUCUGUGGGGCCUGAAGGGGUAGGAGAGCCUCUGGCCCCGGGGCAAGAGGACACCCAGCCUGGCCCAAGUGCAGAAGAACUGGCCGAGCGGCUGGACCUGGGGGAGGAGGCUCCUCUGUUGCUGCUGGAAGACGGUGAGGCCCAAGGCAGCCCCGAGCAGCCCGGCGCAGAGGAAGUGGAGACUGAGAGCCAGGCUGGAGGCGGGGAGGAGGAGAAGGGCCCCGAGGAGGAGGUGGAGGAGGCAGAGGAGGAGGAGGGGGACGUGUCCACCCUGCAGCCGGGGGAGGGCAGGCUGCAGCUGCGGGCCUCGGUGAAGAGGAAGAGCAGGCCGUGCUCGCUGCCGGUGUCGGAGCUGGAGACGGUGAUCGCGUCGGCGUGCGGGGACCCCGAGACGCCGCGGACCCACUACAUCCGCAUCCACACCCUGCUGCACAGUCUGCCCGCCGCGCAGGCCGGGGCCGCGGCCGAGGAGGACGACGGCGCCGAGGAGGAGUCCACCCUCAAGGACUCCUCCGAGAAGGAUGGGCUCAGCGAGGUGGACACGGUGGCCGCCGACCCGGCCGCCCUGGACGACGACGACGGAGAAGGGCUCGGGGGCGCUGUGCCAGGCACGGGGCGCCCUGGCCCCUCGGGGGACGCGGGCCCGGACGGCGACGCUCACCCGAGCACCGGCAGCGAGAGCGACUCGAGCCCGCGGCAGGGCGGCGAGCACAGCUGCGAGGGCUGCGACGCCUCGUGCUGCAGCCCCUCGUGCUACAGCUCCUCGUGCUACAGCACGUCCUGCUACAGCAGCUCCUGCCACAGCGCCUCCUGCUACAGCCCCUCCUGCUACCCCGGCGGCAGCAGGUUCGCCAGCCACACGCGCUUCUCCUCCGUGGACAGCGCCAAGAUCUCCGAGAGCACCGUGUUCUCCUCGCAGGACGACGACGACGAGGAGAACAGCGCCUUCGAGUCGGUGCCGGACUCGGUGCAGAGCCCGGAGCUGGAGCCGGAGUCGGCGAACGGCAUCUGCGCCUGGCCGGACGAGCUCUCGGGCACCCCGGGCGGCGGGAACGCGGCGAGAACGGCCGAAGGCCUCGAGUCGCCCGUGGCCGGGCCCAGCCACCGGAGAGAAGGUGAAUGUCCUAGACUCCAUAAUUCCCAGCCAGUAAGCCAGCUUCCUUCCUUGAGGCCUGAACAUCAUCACUACCCAACAAUCGAUGAGCCUCUUCCACCAAACUGGGAAGCUCGAAUUGACAGCCACGGGCGGGUCUUUUACGUGGACCAUGUGAACCGCACGACCACCUGGCAGCGUCCGACAGCAGCAGCCACCCCAGAUGGGAUGCGGAGAUCUGGGUCCAUCCAGCAGAUGGAGCAACUCAACAGGCGGUAUCAAAAUAUUCAGCGAACCAUUGCAACAGAGAGGCCCGAAGAAGAUUCUGGCAGCCAAACCUGUGAGCAAGGGCCUGCAGGAGGAGGUGGAGGGAGUGACUCAGAGGCCGAAUCUUCCCAGUCCAGCUUAGAUCUCAGGAGAGAAGGUUCGCUUUCUCCAGUGAACUCACAGAAGAUCACCUUGCUGCUCCAGUCUCCAGCGGUCAAGUUCAUCACCAACCCCGAGUUCUUCACUGUGCUGCACGCCAACUAUAGUGCCUACCGAGUCUUCACCAGUAGCACCUGCUUAAAGCAUAUGAUUCUCAAAGUCCGCCGAGACGCCCGCAAUUUUGAACGCUACCAGCACAACCGGGACUUGGUGAAUUUCAUCAAUAUGUUUGCUGACACUCGGCUGGAGUUGCCCCGGGGCUGGGAGAUCAAAACAGACCAGCAGGGAAAGUCUUUUUUCGUGGACCACAAUAGCCGAGCUACCACUUUCAUUGACCCCCGAAUCCCUCUUCAGAACGGUCGCCUUCCCAACCAUCUGACUCACCGACAGCACCUCCAGAGACUCCGAAGCUACAGCGCUGGAGAGGCCUCAGAAGUCUCCAGAAACAGAGGAGCCUCUUUACUGGCCCGGCCAGGACACAGCCUGGUAGCUGCUAUUCGGAGCCAACAUCAACAUGAGUCAUUGCCACUGGCAUAUAAUGACAAGAUUGUGGCAUUUCUUCGCCAACCAAACAUUUUUGAAAUGUUGCAAGAACGUCAGCCAAGUUUGGCAAGAAACCACGCACUCAGGGAGAAAAUCCAUUACAUUCGGACAGAGGGUAAUCACGGGCUUGAAAAGUUGUCCUGUGAUGCAGAUCUAGUCAUCCUACUAAGUCUCUUUGAAGAAGAGAUUAUGUCCUACGUCCCGCUGCAGGCUGCCUUCCACCCUGGGUAUAGCUUCUCUCCCCGCUGUUCACCCUGUUCCUCACCUCAGAACUCCCCAGGUUUACAGAGAGCCAGUGCGAGAGCCCCUUCACCAUACCGGAGAGACUUUGAGGCCAAGCUCCGCAAUUUCUACCGAAAACUAGAAGCCAAAGGAUUUGGUCAGGGUCCAGGGAAAAUUAAGCUCAUUAUCCGACGAGAUCAUCUGUUGGAGGGAACCUUCAAUCAGGUGAUGGCCUACUCCCGGAAGGAGCUCCAGCGAAACAAGCUCUACGUGACCUUUGUUGGAGAGGAGGGCCUGGACUACAGUGGUCCUUCUCGAGAGUUCUUCUUCCUUUUGUCUCAGGAGCUCUUCAACCCCUACUAUGGACUCUUUGAGUACUCUGCAAAUGAUACCUACACAGUGCAGAUCAGCCCCAUGUCUGCAUUUGUAGAAAACCAUCUCGAAUGGUUCAGGUUCAGUGGCCGCAUCCUAGGCUUGGCUCUGAUCCAUCAGUACCUUCUGGACGCCUUCUUCACGAGGCCCUUCUAUAAGGCGCUGCUGAGACUGCCUUGUGAUUUGAGUGACCUGGAAUAUCUGGAUGAAGAGUUCCACCAGAGCUUGCAAUGGAUGAAAGACAACAACAUCACAGAUAUCCUAGACCUCACUUUCACUGUUAAUGAAGAGGUUUUUGGACAGGUAACAGAAAGAGAGCUGAAGUCGGGAGGCGCCAACACCCAGGUGACGGAGAAGAACAAGAAGGAGUACAUCGAGAGGAUGGUGAAGUGGCGGGUGGAGCGCGGCGUGGUGCAGCAGACCGAGGCGCUGGUGCGGGGCUUCUACGAGGUGGUAGACUCGAGGCUUGUGUCCGUGUUCGAUGCCAGGGAGUUGGAGCUGGUGAUAGCUGGCACGGCAGAAAUUGACUUAAAUGACUGGCGGAAUAACACUGAGUACCGGGGAGGUUAUCACGAUGGCCAUCUUGUGAUCCGCUGGUUCUGGGCUGCGGUAGAGCGCUUCAAUAAUGAGCAGAGACUAAGAUUACUUCAGUUUGUCACAGGAACAUCAAGUGUGCCCUAUGAAGGCUUCGCAGCCCUCCGAGGAAGCAAUGGGCUUCGGCGUUUCUGCAUAGAGAAAUGGGGGAAAAUUACGUCUCUCCCCAGGCCACUUUGUGUGACUCUUAGGAGCACUAAAGAGCUACUUCUGUAUAAGUUCUAUAGGAAUAAAUACAGCUUCAACAAACAGAAGAAAACAUUAUCUUCUUCUAACAUGCUGUGUUGUGAGAAUAUGGAGCAAAGACCUAAUCCUGAUUGAGGUGCCCAGGGAAGCCACCACAAAGAAACUGGCUCUUAGGGCACACACAUGCUUCAACCGAUUGGAUCUUCCACCGUAUCCCUCCUACUCCAUGCUGUAUGAAAAGCUGUUGACAGCAGUUGAAGAAACCAGCACCUUUGGACUUGAGUGAGGAAGCAGAGCCUCGCCUCAUGUUUUCCUGGCCAGUGACCCCAUCACCCCUUCUGAGAUGAUACCCAUCUUCCUUUCCCUUAAUCAACUCUCCUUUGGUUUUGGUAUUCCAUGAUUUUUAUUUCCAAACCAAAUCAGGAUUGACAAAAGCUGUGCAUGAAGAACUGCCUUCUUCUAAGAUCUAACCUUCAGGCUUCUGUCUUCUGUUUUCAAUGAACUGCUAGCCUGUAUGCAAUAUUAAAAAACAGCUGUCUCAAGGUCUGUGUAUAUCUCCACAUACCUCCAUUACUAACAAUGAAAUACGAAUGCAAGUUAUGCUACAUUUGACCAAAUGUUAAUAAAUGUUUACUUCCAUUUCUAUUAUUUAAGGGAAAAUUUGAGCAUUAAGCAUUCCAAGCUUUUAUACGCCCAUGUCUUCUGAGCAAAGUCACCAUUUUUUAUAAUUUCCAACAACCAGCUCCAGAACUAGGCGCUGAUCAGCUCUUUGUUUUCCUCCCACUCUACUUUUUCCUGUGCAUAUCAUCCAUCCAAAGGACAGCAGUGGCAAAGCUGAGAUUUUUAUACAUUCAACUCAUGAUUUACGCGUGGCAUCAGUCUCAUCAGCUGGAACUAGCCUAGACGUAUGGUGCAAAUACGACACUUCUAACAAUUAACAGUGGCAAGAAAAACACCUCCUGCUGAUGUGCAUCCCAGGAGUUGUGGGGAUUGUGGGCUCAACUUGAGUUCAGAGAAGUCUAGGAGGGGACGCACCCCUAGAAAACACCCACCACACGAGAAGCACAAACCUGUGCACUUGUCCAAAAAGGAUCUUCCUGAUUGAUGGAGCCUGAAGAACAAGGCGUCCACCCCUGUGGUGUUGUGUAGGAUGUUGUAAAGCAAACGGGAAAGGGGGAAGAAGGACCUAUUUCAUUGGUUUCUGUACUGUUUUGUUUUAUUCAGUCUAGUGACCGUUCUCCACGAAAGAAAAAAAAUGUAUAGAUAAUCUUAUGACUUUUGUUAAAGCCCAGUUGCACUUGCUUGGCAGACAAUUUUUUUUAUUUUCCACUUUGAUAUUGGUCUUUAUCGUGUUGUUCCUUCUGUUUUUUUAUUUUGAAAAUUGUGGUGUUCAGGUUCCUUCACAUCUGAAUGUCUGGGGACCACACUGACGAGAAGAUACAGAGAGUGACGGUGCUUGUUGGGGAUCAAGGGCAAUUUAGUACUUCUUCUUCAUCUGUAGCAAUCCUCCUGGGGCAGAAACAUAACAGCCCAAAGGCGCAUUGAUUUGUGUCAAAAUAUUCAGUUUCUCUUAGCGUUCAGUAAAAAAUAUCUUGGAAAACUUUGUGUUUUCAGAAAAAUAGUUGUAGGCUCCAAAGACAGCCUAGCAUCCUCAAUUACAUUUCAAAUAAACCCAACCAUAAUGGCCGUUUGCUAUUUUUCUAACCUUGUUAUCUAUGUUGUCUAAAAUAUGUCAUAAAUGAAAGUGUUUUUCUUCACUGGGAAAAGAAGAGCUAAAGAGACUCACUAUGUAAACUUCACACUGUUGUUUUCACUGUAUUAAAACAAGAGGGAAAUGUGAGAAAUAUAAGGUGAGGUGAAUUUCAUAUGAAGCCAUGCCUGCCAUCCAUGAUUGCUCAUUGGACCAGUUUGUGUCUGGACAGUGCAUUAUUUGUGUUCCCUCCACUCUAAAGCAUCCUUUGAUUCAUAAUUAUUUACAAAGUGCAGAAACCCCCCCCCCCCAACUGCAGAGAACCUGUUGUCAGUCAGGGACUAUGUAUUAUAAAAAUUUAACCUUCUAUUAUUAUGAAAGAAUAUUUGCCAUGAUCAAAUCGAAUGUGUAGAUUAUAGGAUACAGAAUUUGGGAGAUAGACAAAAUCAAUACACUUUUCAGCCUUUGGGAAGUAAUGGAUUCCAAUAGAUUUGUUCAUUACUUAUGAAAACAUAAGCAUUGUGCGAGUAAUUUCCCCCAUACUCUUAUUCUAACUCUUUGAACAGCAUCUUUCAUAUGGGGAGCUGCUUUCAUUUUCAGAUUUUGGUGACAUAAACAUGUAAAUACUCAUUAAUUCAAGUAGUCAACUAUUUUAUUGGGACUCAUACUAUUUGCCAGGCAUUACAAAGAGCGGAGGCUGCUCAAAAGACAGUCGGCUCCUGGAGAGAUUUACAAUUUAUAUUACUAUCUAUCUAAUAGUAUUAAUAUGUGUUCUACCAUAUAAAGAAGAAAUGAGGUAUUUUAGAAAUUAUAUUCAGAUUGAUAACAUGGGAAUAAAUGCAUUUUCAACCAACUUUUCCUUAUUCAGCAACAAGGCCAUGGCUCUAGAUGCAUCCAAGUAAGCAUAACAUGAACAGUAUUUCAGGAAAGUGCAGAACUCUGUAAGGAAGUCCUGAUGUCAGAGAUCCCUGAAAGAAUGUGAAACUUGCUGAACAGGGCCCCAGUGACUGCUCACAACCUUGCGUAGAAUCCUCAGGAAGGAAAGCAAAGAGAAGAGGAGCUCAGAAACCAGUAUGGAGAGAUUCUUGUUACCUUAUAUAUGAGUUAGAUUUUAAAAUUACUCCUUAUUUUAUAUAUAAUAUAUAGAUUUUAAAAUUCACUUUUCAUUAUAUAUAGGAUGAAAUAGUAAUGGAGUUAAAUUGACCAAUUAAUUUCACCAGAUGGAGGUAUGAACCACCCCAAAUUGUAUAAUUCAACAGGUAAGGCAGACCUAUUUGUUACCAUCUGCAAUCUAUUUUAAUUUAAAGCACAAGUUUUCUUCAUGGAGGCAAAUUGUAAAACUAAUCACUUAUAGGCCACAAUCACCUAAACAGAAUUUUUUAGACCUAGCUUUACUAAGAGUAUAAUGGCCUUAAUUAGGGACAAAUAAGAACAAUAAAUAAAAGAAAAUGUAUGCUGCAAGUUGAAAAAGUACUUUUGAGAUAUUAUAAGGUAUCACAGUAAUUUCAUGGAUAUCACAUUUUAUUCUUUAAUAUGAAGAUGAUAACCCAAAAAUAGAAAUUGAUUCUGCAGGGUCAGGAGAAAUACUCUGUUUCUGAAUUCUUUCUAACUUUCUUUGUUCGAGGAUACUUAAAAAAGAGCUAGUAGAAAAUGAAAUUUAAAAAUAAGUUUAUUUUGGUGCAAAAAUUUUUUUGAAAUCCAGGAGUAGUUUUUUCCUAACACACAUUUUCCAGGAGCUUUUUGAGUACCCUAGCAUAUAAAUUGGUAGAGACUGGGAAAGGUUUAUUAUUAUUAUUUUUUUUUACUGCGAUCACUAUUGUAGCACAAAAACUGGGAGGGUGGUGAAAGAGAGGUAUAUGACUUUUUGACAAAUUUUAAAUGAGUGAGAUCUAAAUUUCUGUCCUUUUAAUACCUGAUCAUAUGUCCUUUAACAGUAGAUAUACUUGUGUGGCAAGCCAAUGAGCUGAGUUUUCUAGGACAGUUCUAAAGUUACAUCAAUUGCAUUAUUAAUCCAUGGGUCAAACCAUGUGUUCAAAAUUUCUUUCUUGCCACAAAUGUUUUCCCAGUAAAGACAAAACACUUUCAAAUGAAAGUAGUUAGAACUUUACAUAAAAAUGUGGUGCUUUAUUAUUAUUAAUUAUGUAUUUCAGUGUUCAUUAUUAAAACUACUGCAAUACUAUAUCAUACAAGUCUGGGAUGGGUGUUCCAGCUAUCAUAAAGUCCAAAAGAGAAAGUGUUAUUUUCCUGUUAGUGACAUGUAGUCCCUUUGUUCUAGUAGAAAAAAAAGGUGCCUAGAGGUAGUACAUAGAGUAAAUACUGUUCCAUUAGCCUACUUCCCGCAGCUUCCAGUUAUCUAAGGGAAUGUCUAAAACAAUUUUGUUAAAAAGUCUUUGUUCUAGUCAAAAGCAAGAGAAGUCCACAUUACUGGGCUGAUUUUGCUCACAUCCACAAGAGAAAUGUCACGUGAUACUCAGGCCUCGCUUUCUCUUUCAUCAGCCACCUUCAAGGAAUGUCAAUAAACUCACUUUGGUAUGGCA
Molecule: messenger RNA, 15730 nt
Organism: Oryctolagus cuniculus (rabbit)
Lineage: Eukaryota; Metazoa; Chordata; Mammalia; Lagomorpha; Leporidae
Source: RefSeq, a predicted model, not a curated record